GCCCCGCUCCGCUGCCGGCCCCGGCCCCGCUCCGGGCCCGCCGCCGCGCAUUCUCCAGUGUGAUUUGAAUGAAGUACCCUAAAGUAAAGGCCCUCUCCAGUGUUCCCGUCCACAGGCCUGGACAAGAUGCCAAAGCAGGAAAAUGGCCAAAGGGAAGAUUCUCUCAUCCAGAAUGACCUCAGUGAAUCAUUUGAAGAAGAAGUUAGAGCCUUCCUCGGUGAUGAAGAGAAACUGCAUCUUUUCGACGACCUCACCAAAGUGAAUCCAGUGACAACCAGGACAGUUCUGAAAUGUCUGCAAGCAAGAUACAGAGUCAACCUGUUCUAUACAAACGCUGGCUGCAGCCUGGUGGCUUUAAAUCCUUUCCAGCCUUUCUCCUGCCUCUACUCACCUGAGCUCAUGAGGGAGUACCACGCUGCACUUUGUCCUCAGGAUUUAAAACCUCACAUCUUUGCAGUGGCUGAGCAAACCUACAGGAAUGUCCAAAAGCAGAUGGACCCUGUGAACCAGUCCAUCAUUGUGAGUGGAGAAAGUGGUGCUGGGAAGACCUGGACCUCUCGCUGCCUCAUGAAGUUCUAUGCCUCUGUUGCUGCCUCAGCUAUCUCCCCAAAAGGCAAUGAAACUGUGGAAAGGAUAGAGAAGAGAGUGCUGGAUUCCAACCCUGUCAUGGAAGCUUUUGGGAAUGCCUGCACCCUGCGGAAUAACAACAGCAGCAGGUUUGGGAAAUACAUCCAGCUCCAGCUGGACAGAUUCCAUCAUCUGACUGGUGCUUCCAUCCAGACUUUCCUUCUGGAGAAAACAAGAGUUGCCUAUCAGGCCCCCAAUGAAAGAAACUUCCAUAUUUUUUAUCAGAUCACAAAAGGUGCUACUGCAGAGGAGAGGCUGGAGUGGAACCUUCCAGAAGGGGCUGAGUACCGCUGGCUGCCAAACUCUGAAAGAAACUUAGAUGAGGACUGCUUCGAGGUGACCAGAGGGGCAAUGUUCCACCUGGGCAUCGGCCCUGCCACGCAGAGCAACAUUUUCAAGGUGUUAUCAGGCCUUCUGCACCUUGGGAACGUUCAAUUCUCUAAUCCAGGGGAUGAAUCUCAGCCUUGUGAACUGGAAGACAAAACCAAAGAGUUUGUGAAGAGCACGGGGGAUCUGCUCCAGAUUCCCACUGAGGAGCUCCUGGAAUCUUUAAGGAUCCGAACAAUCACUGCUGGAAAACAGCAGCAAGUGUUCAAGAAGCCGUGCUCCAGAGCUGAGUGUGAGACCAGGAGGGACUGCCUGGCCAAAGUCAUCUAUGCCAGGUUGUUUGAGUGGCUGGUUUUGGUCAUCAAUGAAAACAUCUACACUGAUCCCUCAGUGUGGACCAGCUUCAUAGGUUUGCUGGAUGUUUAUGGGUUUGAAGCCUUCCCUGAAAACAACUUGGAGCAGCUCUGCAUUAAUUAUGCCAAUGAGAAACUGCAGCAGCACUUUGUAGCUCACUACCUGAAGGCACAGCAGGAAGAAUAUGCAGCUGAAGGCCUGCAGUGGUCAUUCAUAAACUACCAGGAUAACCAGAACUGCCUUGAUCUGAUAGAGGGAAAUCCUCUCAGCAUUUUUUCCUUGCUGAAUGAGGAGUGUCGUCUGAACAGAGCCUCCAACACUGACCUGUUCCAGACCAGGAUUGAGAAAGCCUUGUCCAGUAAUCAGUGUUUAAGUCGAGAUAAGUUUAGUAAGAAGCCCAACUUUAUCAUUUCACAUUAUGCUGGCAAAGUCUGCUACCAGCUGGCAGCAAUGGUGGAGAAAAAUAAGGAUGCUGUUCCACCAGAGCUGGUCCACGUUUUGCAGAAGUCAAAGGACCCUUUGCUUCAAAAAUUAUUUCCUGUGACAGAAAAGAACCAAAAUAACACCAAAACCCAGAACAGAGCAGCUGUGGUUACAGUGGUGUCCAAGUUCAAGAGCUCCCUGGAGCAUCUGAUGGAGAUUUUGAGCAGAACCACACCCCACUACAUCCGCUGCAUCAAGCCCAACGCUGACUGCAAGGCCAUGACUUUCAGGAGAGAAGAGGUUCUCAGCCAGCUCCAGGCCUGUGGAAUAGUGGAAGCCAUCAGCAUCAGUGCAGCAGGUUUCCCAGUCAGGAUCCCUUUCCAAAGUUUCACUGAGCGUUACAAGCUACUGAGAAAAUCCUGGGGCUCCAGUAAAAAAAGAGUGUGGAGUAAAAGCAGCUCUCAUCCUGCUGAGAAAAAAGCUUACCUGGACUCUGCUGCUUCUUCCACCUUUUGCAAACUUCUCUUUCUCUAAGCAAGAGUGAGGAUGGACUUUAACAAACACAAUGCAGCCCACAGGUGAUGACAAAGCACCACGUGCU
Messenger RNA from Lonchura striata (white-rumped munia), 2332 nucleotides. NCBI's taxonomy places the organism in Eukaryota, Metazoa, Chordata, Aves, Passeriformes, Estrildidae. The record is from RefSeq and is a predicted model, not a curated record.